UUAUUACUGUGCCGUUAUUUUUCAUUUUCCAGCUGUUCCAGAUCCUUCUAUAGUGAACAAACGCAAACUUUUUGUUUCCAUUUUAACCCUUCGCCACGUCACACCUCCAUACCGGAAUACAAGGAACUUCUUACCUCCUUCCAAACUAUGGCAAAUUUGAUAAAUACCCUAAAAAACGAGCCCAAAACGAAUAAAUCUCUAACAACCCUUAUAAAACCCUAACUACCACACUCUCAUCUUCAACUUCAUAACUCUCACUGUCAUCCAAAAAUGGCAUCAUCUCGCUACGAACUCGAUCUGAAUCUCACAUCAGCAAAAUCACUCAAGAACGUCAACUGGCGCCACGGCGCUAACCAACCAUACGCCGUCGUUUGGGUUGAUCAAGUCAAUAAAUUCACAACCAAUGUAGACCCAAAUGGCGACACCGAAGCUGAAUGGAAUCAACCACUUAUCCUUCCUUUACCACCAAAACCAUUCGAGGAUCUCACUUUAUACAUCGACGUCGUUCACGCUGGAUUUGAAGAAGAUACAAAGAAACUCAUCGGCUCGGCUCGGCUUCAGCUUGUUGAUGUUCUUGAAGUUGGAAUCGGCGAGCGUGUGAAUCGCACGCUCACAUUGAAACGACCUUCUGGAAGACCACAAGGAAAGGUUGACGUUAAGGUGGGGGUUAGAGAGAUUGGUUAUCAUGCACAUGGUGCGAAUUAUCCUCCUCCUUAUGGUGUUCCACCUCCAGAAUCAAAUUCGCGGGAUUAUUCCUCUGCUUCGUCGGUGUAUGGUUACCCAUACGGUGCUCCUCCUCCACCUCAGCAACAAGGAUCGUAUUAUCCUACGGCACCGUACCCUCAAACAGCGUCGUAUGGUUCGCAAACGGUGUCGUAUGGACAAGGGGGUAAUUAUGUGUCACAAACGACGGCGUAUGAGCAAGAAGGUAAUUAUGGGGAAACGGCGUCGUACGUAAAAGUGGAGGAAAAGAAGAAGAGUAAGUUUGGUGGGAUGGGGACGGGAUUGGCUGUGGGUGCGGUUGCUGGGGUACUUGGUGGAAUCGCAUUGGUGGAAGGUGCUGAGUAUGUUGAAGAUAGGAUUGCUGAUGACGUGGCGGAGAGGAUUGAGGAUGAUCUUGGUUACGAUGAUGAUUUCUAGAGAGGGAUGUUAAUAUUUGUCGAUUGUCAAUCCAAUAAGCUUUUGUUUGUUUUUAAUUUCGGUUGAGUUAUGUUUUAUUGUUUCCUACUUCUACGGGUAGGAUGGUGUUAUUAGCAUUUCUACAAAUAAUAAAGAAAUAUCUCCUCCUCACGAAA
This is a messenger RNA of Lathyrus oleraceus (garden pea), 1295 nucleotides long. RefSeq lists its product as uncharacterized. Lineage: Eukaryota; Viridiplantae; Streptophyta; Magnoliopsida; Fabales; Fabaceae. The transcript has a single exon. The record is from RefSeq and is a predicted model, not a curated record. Bases 271 to 1140 code for a protein of 289 amino acids.